AAUCGUGAACUGGGCUGGACAAGCGGACUCUCUUUCUCACUGAGAACUGAGAAAACUUUGCUCUACUACUGUAAGUUGACCAGCACACAGACGUCUGCGCUCAUCAGCAACUGAGGAAAACAAAUUAAAUGUGACAUGUUUAUGAGUGUAUAAUACUUUCGCCGCGGAAAUCCUGUGAUCUAGUGUUUAAAAACACACGGACUGUAACCCGGAGCACUUUAUCGUGAAGAUGGGAAGGUUCCUUUUAGCAAGGCUUAUUUGAUGGAUUUUGGGAUGAUGGCUUUAUAAUACCCCAGAUUCAAAAAAGAAGAUUUGCUUUGUCGGUGGAGAACCAUGGGUCCCCUAACCACACCUAAAAAAGGAAGGGAAGUGGGUUCUGUUGAUCCCUGGACGCCGACAUCUAACCUUAAGAUGCUCAUCAGUGCUGCUAGUCCUGACAUCAGGAACCGAGAGAAGGAGCUAUGCAUGGACCAUGGAGGACAGGAAGGUCUUGACGCCAUACAGGACACUGAACAUGGAGAAUCUGAGAAAAUGAGCAGAAAAGAGAAGAGUCUUGGUUUACUUUGUCACAAGUUCCUCGCCCGAUAUCCAGAUUAUCCAAACCCUGCCCUCAACAACGACAUCUGCUUAGAUGAUGUGGCCACUGAACUCAAUGUGGAGCGCCGGCGCAUCUAUGACAUCAUGAAUGUACUGGAGAGUCUGCACAUGGUGAGCCGUUCUGCAAAGAACCGUUACAUAUGGCACGGCCGCUCCAAAAUGGCUCAGACACUAGCCAUUUUGAAGCAGGUGGGUGAGGAGCACCGGUACAGUCAGCAGAUGCAGCAGAUCCAACAACGACUCCUCGACAUUGAUAGUGAAGAGAAGGAGAACACUGAGGCGGUGGAUUUGGAGAACGAGGAGCAGGGACAGAAGGAGCUUUUCUUCGUGGAACUUCCAGGAGUAGAGUUCAAAGCAGCCUCUGUUAACAGUCGGAAGGACAAAUCUCUGCGGGUGAUGAGCCAGAAGUUCGUCAUGCUCUUUCUAGUGUCUAAUUCUCGUGUGGUCAGUUUGGAUGUGGCUGCGAAGAUCCUGAUUGGUGAGGACCAGGAUGCAGAUCCAGACAAGAACAAGUUCAAGACCAAAGUGCGCCGGCUCUAUGAUAUUGCUAAUGUGCUGCGAAGCCUCAAGCUCAUUGAGAAAGUUCAUGUGACAGACAAGAGAGGAAGGAAACCGGCAUUUGAAUGGGUUGGUCCUGUAGAAUUCCCACAGAUCAAAGACUUGGAGAGUUUUACGUCUGAAUGCCCAUCCAAGAAGAAACAUGUCCUGGAGUCACGUGCGUGUGUAGAUAACUGUGCCAAAAAACUCUUUACAUCACCCGGAGCCAAACGCAGUUUCACCCGACACCCCUCCCUCGUAAAGCUGGCAAAGAGCAUUCAGGACGACAGACGCAAGAUAAACUCAGCUCCCAGCAGUCCUGUCAAGAAUUCCUUCAGUGAUUCAUCAAACUCUGAUUUCCCAAACAAAAUGGCCCAACUUGCUGCCAUUUGUAAGAUUCAGCUUGACCAGGAGUCUGUGACUAAAGCUAAUGAUCCAAAACCUGCUCCCGCUGAAGUGGGCACAACAGCCUCUAAUUCAGUGGAACUGCUUCAGGCAGCGUUACUAACGCCUACCCAGGAUUUUACAGACAACACUACUGUCCACCUCACCCCACACACCCAGCCCACAGGCUCUGUGGCUUACUUUCCUGCACAGUGUUCACCCAUGAUCCCUGUCCUGUUACCUCAGCAGCGUGGGAGCAUUCCCUAUGCCAUUUAUCUGCAACCUUCCCUCAGGACAAACUCUCUGGCCAGGCCGCAGCCGACCAGCCUCGCUGUGCGCUCCAUGACCUUUGAGGACAAGACUGGGCAGAGCCCAACGAUCAAGUCUGCCAACAAGGAAUCAGACAGCAACCCCUUCAUGUUUAAACGGCUACGUUCAGACUCUGCCUCAGAAAGCAGCCCCUCCAAAACCAAGAGGACUGACCCCAACUUUAAGGACACUUCUCCAAAGCUGUGCGAGAUCCUCCAGGCUCGCUUUAAGGCCCAUCGCAGCCACCCGCUCUCCUGCCGGCCCUCACCACGUGCCCUCCACCUUGACCCAGAGUUUGUAAACACACCUGGUGGUGCCGUGGUCAAUCAGACACUUGAGCAGAGCUUAGAGACAUUCCUGGACAGAGAAGACAAGGCGGUCAACUCCGACAGUGAGGCAGGAUUGACGCCAGUCAGAGCCGUACCCCUCACAUCUGGACAGCUGCAAACUGAGACUUUAGUGCCAGCUGGAUACCUAAUUCCAAUCUCCCAACAGUCGCUCAUCAGCUAUAAGGAAAGUAAAGGUUCAGGGGGAGAAAGUAACAAAGCCUCAACUCCCACUUACAGCAUUUACCAAACACCAACUGCAGGCUCCAGACCUGCUGCCUCAGCUCAGGAGAUCACACCCACCAACCUUCGCCUUUACAAACCCACUGCUGCUACUGACUCUCCACACAUCACCCAGCAGGCUCACCACCUCCACAGCCCCAGUCCUGCCAUCCUCAACUUCACACUGCAGAACCUGGGCCUGAUCUCUGGAUCCAGUCCAGGAAAUGCCUUUGCUACCCCUCAGACACCAGAGCGCACCAACGGUCUGGCCAGUCCACUGGCUCUGCAGCAGAGAGGCAUGGUUUUCAUCAAGCCAGUGUCUCCUGUGCCUGUCCAACAGUCUGUGUCUCCCCACCCAGUCACCCUGAUCACUUUACAACAGCCUGUGAUGACGACCCCCAAAGGGACUGCACUCCCCCACAGCUUCUUUCAGACACCAGUCCCCGUCUCGCCUUUGGCCGCCAUGGUAACCACAGGUGGACAUGCUGCCACUAAAACAGUUUAUAUCCCUCAGAGAAAGCUGGACGUCGCCACUGCGGACUCCUAAUGGGCCUGAGGGAAACCCACAGAUGACUGUUAACUGUGUGUAUGAUUGUUGUGUUGGUGACAUGUUACAAUAUGCAUUACCUCUGAACAUUUCACAGCAGCCUCCCUGCCUUCAUCCUUAUCACUGUCUGUUCUAAACAUAGUUGCCAGACACUGGCUGUGGCCCAGUGGAUACAUGGAAAUCACAUUUCUAACCAAGUACAUCAGAUACUCAUGAACACUAUUGUUCUGCUCAUUGUGAAAAAGAAGGAGCAGAGUCAGUUUCCAUGUUUGCGUUUUUGAUGUUAUACCUGCUAUUUCAGGUUUCCUUCAAAUUACCAAGAGUAGUAAAAGCUAAAUCUAAGAACAUUUAAUCCCAGUGUAAUAGAAUAUUUUUAGCUGAAAUACAAGUUUGAUUCGAAACAAAUUGAUAAUUUUGUAAAACCGAACAAAAUUUCUUUUGCACAUGUUAACUGUUGCCCCUUUAAAAAGAAAUGGAGUUGUUGAGAAUAUGUGAAUAUCUGUGAUUCAUUGUGAGACUAAUUAAACAUUUUGGUAAGUUUAAUUUAUAAGAAAAAUACUUUACUAAAUGUAAAAAUGCUAAAUAAAUUUUAAUCUUUCUUU
Messenger RNA from Solea senegalensis (Senegalese sole), 3524 nucleotides. RefSeq names its product E2F transcription factor 8 (gene e2f8). Gene Ontology annotation, cellular component: RNA polymerase II transcription regulator complex. The record is from RefSeq and is a predicted model, not a curated record. NCBI's taxonomy places the organism in Eukaryota, Metazoa, Chordata, Actinopteri, Pleuronectiformes, Soleidae. Bases 334 to 2922 code for a protein of 862 amino acids. Gene Ontology annotation, molecular function: RNA polymerase II cis-regulatory region sequence-specific DNA binding; DNA-binding transcription factor activity, RNA polymerase II-specific. Gene Ontology annotation, biological process: regulation of transcription by RNA polymerase II. The transcript is spliced from 13 exons.